Molecule: messenger RNA, 1222 nt
Organism: Pogoniulus pusillus (Red-fronted tinkerbird)
Lineage: Eukaryota; Metazoa; Chordata; Aves; Piciformes; Lybiidae
Product: histamine N-methyltransferase-like
Molecular function (GO): N-methyltransferase activity
Source: RefSeq, a predicted model, not a curated record
AGGCCUCAGCAGCGCCCCCAGGCCAGGCUGCAGUGCUGCGGGGACAAGCUGAGGGCCUGAGUGGGCACUGGGGGGCGCACAAGGAGCUUUCAGCCACUUCAAUCGUGCACGGCCUUUAGAGACGAGGCAGGAAAACGGGGGACCGCCGCGGCUGAGGAAAUGCAGUGUGGACAAGCAAACACACGGUGGCAGCACUGAGCACCGGCGCCACACCGCAGCCGCUACACAACUGCAGUGCCCACGGGCAGUGCCCACGUGGGAGCCCUGGGUCUGAAAGAAGAGCUGCUGGGAGCAACCCGUCCAGUCCUGCACCACUCCAACCCCCAGCAUGGCAACACCCAUGGAAAGCUUGGUAUCCAACCGUGCCAGAUAUGUCCUAUCUUUCAGUGUCUUCCUUGCCAAUUCCACUGAGCACCAGAGCAUGGGAGAGCAGCUGCCAGCUGUGACAGCCCUGGAGAAGCAGCUGCCAGCUGCGACAGCAAGUAUUGGAGAUGGGAAGUCUACAAUCAAUAUUCUAAGUGUUGGUGGUGGAGCAGGUGAGACUGACCUGCUGAUCGUCUCAAAAGUACAAGCCAGAUAUCCAGGGGCCACCAUCCACAAUGAGGUGAUAGAGCCAAGUGGUGAGCAAAUCAUGAUGUACAAAGAGCAUGUGGGUAAGACACCAAAUCUUGAGAAUGUAAAGUUUACCUGGCAUAAGGAGACAUCUUAUGAAUUUGAAAGUUGAAUAAAUGCAGAAAAGAAGUCUAAAAAAUGGGAUUUCAUUCACAUGAUCCAGGUGCUGUAUUAUGUGAAAGACAUCCCAGCAAUUAUCCAGUGUUUCCACAGCUCCCUGGAAACACAGGAGAGGCUCCUCAUUAUUGUGGGCUCAGAAAACAGUGGCUGGAAAAGGCUGUGGAGGAAGUAUGAAACCUCCUUCCCUUUAGAAGGCCUCUGCACUUAUGUUGCCUCUGAUGACAUCAAAAAGAUACUGGAUUCAGCUGGGAUGAAGUGUCAGGUCUGGGAGCUCCCAUCUCACUUGGACAUAACAAGCUGCCUUAUUGAGGGGAAGAAGGAUGGAGACCUGUUGCUGGAUUUCCUGACAACAACUUGCAACUUCUCUAAAACAGCUCCUCCUAAACUAAAGCAGCAGGUAAUGGAAGCGUUAAGAAAGCCUGGAUGCAGUGAAGAAAGAGAUGGGAAGUGUUUUAACAACAACAUGAGUGCAAUAGUGAUUGAACCAUGA